Dibothriocephalus latus is the source of this 288-nucleotide messenger RNA. The record is from the annotation of a GenBank genome assembly. NCBI's taxonomy places the organism in Eukaryota, Metazoa, Platyhelminthes, Cestoda, Diphyllobothriidea, Diphyllobothriidae.
AUGGACUGGACAGCCAAGCUUUCUGACUUCUCCAUGUGCCGUCUGGUGGAUCGCAGUACUGACCUCAUUGAUACCGGUGUCUCAGCGCUGCCCGUUCGUUGGUUGCCGUUGGAGUCACUGGUCGAUGGUAUAUUCCACUUCGAUACCGAUGUUUGGUCCUUCGGUGUCUUCCUCUGGGAGUUGUUCACCUUCGGUGCGGUCCCCUUCGAUAAUGCCUCUAUUUUUGACGUAAGUCCCUUUAGAACCGCCUUUGUUGUCAUUCUUUGCACACACACGAGGCAACAGUAG